Molecule: messenger RNA, 453 nt
Organism: Bathycoccus prasinos
Lineage: Eukaryota; Viridiplantae; Chlorophyta; Mamiellophyceae; Mamiellales; Bathycoccaceae
Exons: 1
Coding region: 1-453 (150 amino acids)
Molecular function (GO): zinc ion binding
Source: RefSeq, a predicted model, not a curated record
AUGAGUUACUACCCGGACGACGACGGCGUAAAGCAGCGACAACCAGACGACGAGGGAAGAGAAGAACGAGAAGAGAAAAAGAAAACAAAAGGAGGAGUCACCGCGAAACAACAUUUUCAUCGAGAACAACAAGUCAAACAACAUCCUCGAGAACAGGUACAAAUCGUCCAGGUCGUGGACCCGCGACCACGGUACGUACCACCGGCGAUCGGCGUUCCCGAGGAUAACCCAGGCCCGAUAUUUCUUGGGCCUGGAAAUCACGCGCCGAUGAUGUUGCAGUGUUACAGGUGUCAAAAGGAAGUUUUCACAGACGUGGAGCAAAAAUCGGGAACGGCGAACGUUUUGGCGGCGAUCGUGACGUUUGGGAUUUCCUUGUUAGCGUGUCCAAUUCCAGACUCGUAUCACUUUUGUCGAGAGUGCGACGCGUUGAUUGGUGUAAGUAAAGUAGCGUAA